Ananas comosus (pineapple) is the source of this 1077-nucleotide messenger RNA. RefSeq names its product spidroin-1-like. The record is from RefSeq and is a predicted model, not a curated record. The transcript is spliced from 2 exons. Bases 1 to 1077 code for a protein of 358 amino acids. Lineage: Eukaryota; Viridiplantae; Streptophyta; Magnoliopsida; Poales; Bromeliaceae.
AUGCCUAGUUCGGCCGACAGGAAGCUCCGAGGGCGGGGGCGCCAGCGGCGCAUGAGUGCGGCUGGCCAGGCGGAGCCGGUGCUCACGCCGGACGGCGGCGGAAGACGGCGGCGGCGAUGCUGGACCAAACCGAGCCCGCGCGGGUUCACCACGGGCUCCAAAGGUAGCGACGACCAUGGCGGCGGCCGAAGGAAUGUCGGGGCGACGGCGGCACGUCGCCGGAGGUCGCGGAAGGUCGGCGCGCCAUGCUGCGGGUGGCGGCGACGCGCGAUGGUCGAGAAGGCCAGGUCUCGGCCCGUUCAAGGUUUGGGCGGCCGCAGAGAGGGAGAGCGGCGGCCGGCGGCGUCGGGAGCGGCGGCGAUGGCGCGCGGGGGCACGCCGGAGGUCACCGGAGGGCGGCGCGACCGAUGGGGAACGACGGUGGCGCGCGGUGGCAGGGAUCACCCAGGCUCGACCUGGGCGACUGCUGCUGGCCGCAGGGAGUUCGGGCAGCUCCGGCGGGGCGCAGGGACGGCGGAGGUCGGCGGGGACUGCACCGGGAAAGGGUCUCGGCCGAGGGAAAGGCUUCCUAGGGUGUCUUGGACAUUCUCUGAUGUUGAAGGCCGAGGGGGUGGUGGCAAGUGCUUACCGGACCAGUGGGAGCUAGGGCUCGUCGCCGGCGGUCGGGUGGCGGGCGCUCCGGCCAGUGAUGGGAGCAGCAGGUCGGGGAGGUCCGGGGAAGGUGCUGGCCGGCGGCGGAAGGUGGCCGGUGGCGCGGCAGCGCAGCUCAAAGCCGCCAAGUUCCUCUCGGGUUCGAGCUUCCCGGCGGCGCGGCGGCGGCCGGAGGGGGUCGGGGCGGCAAGGAUCCGGUGCCGGAGACCGAGGGGAAGGUGGUGCACCCCUCGGUGGGCUGCGGCGGCCCUCGAAGGCCGUACUGGUCCAAGCAGCGCCCGCACGCGCUCGGGACGGCCGCAGAGAGCUCGGGCGGCGGCCGGCGGCGUGCGGGGACGGCGGGGAGGCGCGCGCGAGGUCGCCGGAGGUCGCCAGAGGGCGGCGCGGCCGAUAGGGAGCGGUGGCGGCACGCAGAUGCAAGGGUGA